Molecule: messenger RNA, 3756 nt
Organism: Phyllopteryx taeniolatus (common seadragon)
Lineage: Eukaryota; Metazoa; Chordata; Actinopteri; Syngnathiformes; Syngnathidae
Product: protocadherin alpha-3-like
Exons: 1
Coding region: 691-3213 (840 amino acids)
Biological process (GO): homophilic cell-cell adhesion
Cellular component (GO): plasma membrane
Molecular function (GO): calcium ion binding
Source: RefSeq, a predicted model, not a curated record
GUGUGAUGAUUUAUGAAUAUUUUCUCCAAAUAAAAUCCUGUUUUGGACCUGAGCGGGAGUUUAUGCCGCCGUGGAUUAAUCCUGGGAUUAGCGCGCAAAUGGACGUUCAUACAAAUGGAUGAUAAAUUGUGAAGGAAUGCAAAAAGAUGGGAAGGGCAGCCUGCCUCGCAUCUCAUGUGUUCGUGCAGUUCAAAUGAUUCCUCGUCCUCGAGGUGAAGAGAGAAAAUCAGAGAGCAGAAGAUGGAGGAGAAAACAUAUUUCCAUUCUGUGAUAUUUGAGAUGAUGUUGAAUGCAGUGCUUUCCGUUUUGGGGGUAAAAAAAAAAAAAAGAAAGAAAAGAAAAGAAAAAAGCAACCCUAAAAUGCCUCAAGGUUUCUCAUUCGCAAUGAAACUGCUUCAUUCCUUUUUCCUCGGUGUUUUUAUGGCUCGUUGAGAGCAUGAUGAAAAAUGCAGUCGCCGCUGCACUUACCCACUUUGACCGCCAAGCGUCGCUCUUUCUCCAUCAGAGGAGGACGAGCCGCUCUUCUCUCGCCAUGCAUUGAGGCCCCUCCCGGUUUCAGAUGCUGGAAGAGGAGAGAGAUCCUUUCAGUCUUUGUUAUAAAGAGACGGAGGACGGGAGGAACAAACGCGGUGCACGCGGCAAAAUACGGAAUCGUUUGGAAUUCACGCUUUGCAAAUAUUGGACAGAAAUAUGCCUUGCAGAUGGAGAUUUGGGGGGAUUUAUUUGGGGCUUCUUCUACUGGAGUGUUACUGGGAAACGGCAUCCGGACAGCUCUCUUAUUCCAUCCCGGAGGAGUCAAACCCCGGCACCGUCGUUGGAAACAUCGCCAAGGAUUUCGAUAUCAACGUGCAGGACCUGCACUCCCGAUUGUUCCAAAUUGCUGCCACCGCAAAGAAGAAAUUCCUUGAGGUCAAUCUACAGACCGGAGCGCUUUAUGUAAAUGAGAGAAUCGACAGAGAGGAGCUCUGCGCGGAGGAGGUGAAAUGCUCCAUCGGCGUGGAGGCUGUAAUAAACAAUCCGCUCAAACUCUACCGCAUCGACGUCGACAUUUUAGACGUUAACGACCACGCGCCUCUGUUCGCCGCCAAAACGCAGCAUUUAUACAUCGCAGAGAGCGCAUUGCCGGGCGUUCGAUUCGCAUUGUCUGAAGCCAGCGAUGCGGAUGCGGGUAAAAACAGCAUCGGCGCGUAUAGAUUGAGUCAAAACGAGCAUUUCUCAUUGGCGGUGCACAAAGCCGGCGACGGCGGCGGCGGCGCCGGCGGCGGCGUCUCGGCUGAGCUGGUGCUGAAGAAAGCUUUGGAUCGAGAGACGCUGCCCCGCGUCGCAAUGACGCUGACGGCUGUAGACGGUGGCAGCCCGCCCAAGUCUGGCACGUCGCAACUGAUAGUCAACGUUUUAGACAUCAACGACAACAUUCCGACCUUUACCGAGUCUCUAUAUAAGGCGACAGUGACAGAAAAUGCGCCAAUUGGCACGAGAAUCGUGACGGUGAACGCCACUGAUGCCGACGACGGUUUAAACAGCGAGAUCGCGUAUUCCUUAAGAAGCAAAGAUCAAGAUCACGUGCUCGACGUAUUUGAAAUCGAGGGUGAAACGGGUGUGAUUAAGGUGAAAGGUCAAAUUGACUACGAGGAAAAAAGAGCCUACGAGAUAAGGGUGGAGGCCAGCGAUAAGGGCAACCCUCCCAUGUCCGCUCACUGCAAAGUGCUGCUCGAGGUGCUGGACGUCAACGACAACGUUCCCGAGGUCACGUUGACGUCGUUGAAAAACGCCGUGCCAGAGGACGCCGGCGCGGGCACCGCAGUGGCACUGGUGUCGCUUUCUGAUCAAGACGGCGGUGAGAACGGUCGUGUAAUUGUACAGAUUCAAAACGACGUUCCAUUUAAACUGGAAGCAAAUUACAAAAACUCUUUUUCUCUGCUCGUUGCUGAGCCGCUAGACAGAGAAAGCGCAGCGCACUACAACAUCAGCAUCGUGGCCAAAGAUAAGGGAAGUCCACCUCUGUCCAGCACAAGCGUAUUUUAUGUUAAUGUGUUGGACGUGAACGACAACAAGCCUCGCUUCUCGGAGCCCCUCGUUAAUGUUUACAUCAAAGAAAAUAGUCCGCCGGGAGCGCUAAUACAUAAAGUGACUGCGGUCGAUGACGACGUCCAUCAAAACGGGCGCCUGACUUACUCGUUGCUGCAAAGUAGCACCGACUCGAUUCCGAUAACGACGAUGCUAAACAUCGACUCGGAGAGCGGCGACAUCGUCACUUUGCAGUCGUUCGACUACGAGGCGCUGAAGACGUUCGAGUUCAAGGUUCAGGCCGCAGACCGCGGCGUUCCCCCGCUGAGCGGCGAGGCGAGCGUCAACGUUUUCAUCCUGGACGAGAACGACAACAGUCCCGGCAUCCUGCCGCCCUAUUCCGAGCACGGCUCGGCGAACGGCGAGAGCGUCCCCUAUUCCGCCGAAGCGGGCUACUUUGUGGCCAAGAUCAGGGCCGUGGACGCGGACUCGGGAUACAACGCGCUGCUCUCCUAUCACCUGUCCGAGCCCAAAGGCGGCGGCGGCGGCGGCGACGAGCUCUUCCGGAUCGGAAGCGGCACCGGGGAGAUUCGGACCAAGAGGAGAAUGAGUGACGAUGACCUGAAAAGUCACCCCUUGGUGGUGUUGGUGUGCGAUCACGGAGAAGCCUCCCUGUCGGCUACUGUGUCUAUUGAUGUGCUGGUGCUGGAAAGCACAGCCGACAUCCGCACUCAGUUCAGACACGUGCCCAGAAAGGAGGAGAGCUUCUCCCGUUUCCACUUGUAUCUGCUCAUCGCCAUUGCGGCCGUGUCGCUCGUCUUUCUGCUCAGCCUGCUGGCUUUCGUGGCCUUCAAGUGCCGCGGACGGACGGACGGCGCCCCGAUGAUCGCCGCCCACCCCGACGGGAGCUGGUCUUACUCCCAAGCCACUCAGCAGUAUGACGUGUGUUUGGGCUCGGACACGCUCAAGAGCGACCUGGUGCUCUUCCCCUCGCCCUUUCCGCCGGGGGAAGCGGAACUCAUCAGCAUUCACGGCGGGGACACCUUCGGCAGGACUCAGACUUUGCCUCAUAGCGAGAAGGUAGGCUGGCAAUGUUUUUGUCUUCCGAGGUUCUUUGUAUUUCUCGUCACGUGUCGAUGUCGUGCGCAUUCACGUGUCGCCAACAGUGCAACUCACAUGAAGCACGAAGUUCUCGUGGUCUUUUGAAAAGUGACUUUGAAGCCGUUGAAUUUCCGCAUUGCUUUCUGUCAAGCUGCUCGACUACGAAUCGCACCUGUGACCUCAUUUAUCGCGACGACAGCCCAUAAUCUUGACGUAACUUGUUCCGGGAAGGGAAAAGUGUGGAACGGUUCAAUUAUCGUGUGUUGUCAAUGUACGCUGUGGAACGAUGACACAAAUGUGACGCUGAGUACUUAACAUUUGAAUCUGUUGACAUCUGUAAAGGUGACAUCCUUCGAUGAAAGAGUUUGUACCCGUUUACAUACAUGGCGGCUUUUACGCAUCACUCAGGAAGGUUUUUACGUGAACUACUACUAGCUUGUUGUCCGUGGUCCUGAAAAGGUGCUUUCUUUUCGACACAUCAUCAGGAUUGUGAAUUUACAUCUUGAGAUGGACAGUCCCCUCCAAAAGUAUUGGAACAUACAUGAUUCAAUGAACUUCAAGUGAAUAACAUUCACUAUUUGGUGGCGUAACCCUUACUUGCAAUAACUGCAUCAAGCCUGCCACCCAUUGACUUCACCAGACUGUCUG